UGGUCAUUCGGAUUCCUUAGUCGUCUCCGACGAACGAACGAACGAGCAACAGAAAGACAUCCUUAGCACGUUCGACAGAUCAAUCGGACAGUUCCGUUACUCAUCUUACCCGAUCCGACAAACGAUAAAAAUCCCUCUUUUGAAUCGCAGGGAUGCCGAAAUCUCCGUAUCCCUAGGGUUCCUCGAUCGGUAUCUUGAUCGAAAUCGAAAGCCUCUCGCUCAUCGUUUUCCUCUUGCACAGUCGAUAAGCAUUGAUCGAGUGAGUUCGAUUUGAUGUUAUGGGGAAUCUGUUCGUGAAGAAGCCCAAGGUCACCGACGUCGAUAAGGCCAUCCUAUCUCUCAAGACCCAGAGGCGCAAGCUCGGCCUAUAUCAGCAACAGCUCGAGGCUGUUAUUGAAGCUGAAAAGCAAGCUGCUCGGGAUCUGAUCAAAGAAAAGAGGAAAGACAGGGCAUUGUUGGCUCUGAAGAAGAAAAAGGCACAGGAAGAUUUAUUGAAACAAGUGGAUGCAUGGGUUCUUAAUGUUGAGCAACAGUUGGCAGAUAUCGAACUCACAAGUAAGCAGAGGGCUGUUUUUGAGAGCUUAAGGUCAGGGACCGAAGCAAUCAAAGCAAUUCAAAGCGAAAUCAACUUAGAUGAUGUGCAAAAGCUAAUGGAUGACACUGAAGAAGCAAAAGCUUAUCAAGAUGAAAUUAAUGCAAUAUUGGGAGAGAAAUUAUCAGCAGAAGAUGAAGAGGAGAUUCUUGCAGAAUUUGAGACUAUGGAAUCACAGAUUGCUGUCCAAGAUAUGCCUAAAGUUCCUACUGCAGCUCCAACUCCUGAGGUAGUUGAAGAGACACUUGACCUUCCUGAGGUGCCAAAGAAGGCACCCGUGGCUGCCAAUACUGCUGUAGAUGAUGCCGAAAUUGCCUCAAAAAUAAAGGUUAUGGAGGAACCGCUGCCUGCUUGAAUUUGGCUUGAAACAACAUUACCAUCUGGUGAUUCCUGGAGUGCCUUGGACUCUUCCAGUCGCCUACCCUGCAUAGUUUCUAUGCUAUCAUGCAGCUAUUUGAUUGGAUUUUCUGAUUUAUGUAAAUCUCAGUUUGUAUUAUAAUGGAAAAUACGGAAUUUUUUUGCCAUGCAAUUAGCAUACAUUCUUUCGACUCUUGGUGCUGCUGGAUUUCUCAUGUUUUUGAGUUUUCUCCUCCGCCCCUGGUUCGGUUUCCAAGAAUUCUCAAAUCAGAACUAUAGUCAUGAUUCGAUCGCCACGUCCAAGGAAACUAGUUACAGUGCAGAUGUUUGUAUUAUGAUUUUUACUUUUCUCCGGAAGAUGUUUACAUGAUGUAGGCCAACCGUAUUGGUUAUCAUACUCAUUAUUUAAUUU
Molecule: messenger RNA, 1361 nt
Organism: Eucalyptus grandis
Lineage: Eukaryota; Viridiplantae; Streptophyta; Magnoliopsida; Myrtales; Myrtaceae
Product: vacuolar protein sorting-associated protein 20 homolog 2
Exons: 6
Coding region: 279-947 (222 amino acids)
Biological process (GO): late endosome to vacuole transport via multivesicular body sorting pathway; vesicle budding from membrane
Cellular component (GO): ESCRT III complex; multivesicular body
Source: RefSeq, a predicted model, not a curated record